This is a messenger RNA of Nematocida major, 951 nucleotides long. RefSeq lists its product as uncharacterized. Bases 1 to 951 code for a protein of 316 amino acids. Lineage: Eukaryota; Fungi; Microsporidia. The transcript has a single exon. The record is from RefSeq and is a predicted model, not a curated record.
AUGGAUGCGCAUGAAAAUAGCCACACAAUGAGUAUCUAUGAUACAAUAGAACACGAUAUGCGCCACUCAAAAGAGUAUUUGGCAAACAUCAAGUUCAACUUCAUAGAGGUUCUUCACAAGUCAAUAUUUCUUAAGAGACUGCGGGGCCAGGAGGAAAGCGAGGGCACGGGAUGCAAGGAGGCGCUUGUGGGGGCAAAGAAGCAGAUAGAGGAUCUUAGAAAGCAGUUCGAAAAAACAUCGCACGACGUGGCGUUUUUGCGCGGCGAGGCGGAGAAGCACGAGAGCAUGCUGCGCACAACAAAAGAAAAAGAGAUGAUUUUGAAGAAGCGAAUUGACGAAAUUACACAGACAGAGAAAACACUCAGCGCGUUUUCUGAGAUAAAAAAAGACCACGAAGUGCGGGCGGAGUCCAUUCGAAAGCUGCGGCUGAAAAUUGAGGAUGCGGAAAACAAGGUGAAGGCGUGCAGGCAGGCGACGGAUGCGAAGGACGUGGUGCGGGAGUCGCUUGUCCUGCAGAAAACAGACCUGCAGGCCCGGCUCAAGGACCUGCAGCAAACAGCAAACCAGCAGCUGGUGUAUCAGUAUAACUGGCACAAGCAGUUUGUGAGCGUGUUCUAUAAGCUGGUGGGGAUUCGGGUCAUUGAUGUGCGGCAGAACGUGCACAAGCACCAGGAAACAACAUACAGCAGCGCAGAAAACCGAGAGCAGAAAAAGAAGGAAGACAUCAAUGAAAUUAGCAUAAAGCUACUAGCAAAGAGGGAUGAAAGAACGGUUGUAAUAACUCUUAUAUUUGUGGACGACAAAAUACACAGCUACACCGUGCAUAAAACAGAGGGGGUGGCGCAGAUUGAGCCGCUGCAAUGCGAUCUGCUCUUUGAGUAUUGCAAGAAGAUGAACAGCAUAAAACACUUUAUAUUUGAAAGCUUCCACCAGCAGCUCUCUUCGCGGUAG